GCCCUUCUCUUCUUGUGUGUUCUAAACAGUAGCCAGUCAAAAUGCAGAUCCAGGCUCUGUUCAAGAAGACUGCCGCUUCGGCCCCGGCCAAGAAGGGCACCAGCUCGACCAAGGUCGUCAAGCCUUCGGGCAAGGCUACCAAGGGCUGGCUGGGCGGCCAGGGUGGCGCGGUCAACCUCGACAAGUGGUAUGGCCCCGACCGUGUUCUGUUCCUGCCUAGCGGCCUCUACGACCGCUCGGAGGUCCCUGCUUACCUGAACGGCGAGCUGGCUGGCGACUACGGCUACGACCCUCUGGGCCUGGGCAAGGAUACCGAGACCGUCGCUAAGUACCGCGAGUACGAGCUGCUGCACGCACGCUGGGCGAUGCUUGCCGCCGCUGGUAUCCUCAUCCCGGAGGGCCUGCAGGCCAACGGCGCCAACAUUAAGGGUGGCGUCUGGUUUGAGACUGGCGCUGAGAUGCUGAACGGCGGCACCCUGAACUACUUCGCUGUGCCGUGGGGCAUUGUGUCGAACCCUCUGCCUCUGUUCGCCGUUAUUGCCAUCGAGGUCGGCCUGAUGGGCGCCGUCGAGUUCUACCGCCGCAAUGGCACUGGCCCCGCUGGCUACUCGCCAGGCAUCGGCAAGUUUGACAGCUCUGUCUUCGAGGGCCUGGACUCCAUCUACCCGGGCGGCCCGUUCGACCCUCUGGGCCUGGCUGACGACCCCGAGGUGUUCCAGGAGCUUAAGGUCAAGGAGAUCAAGAACGGCCGUCUGGCUAUGGUCUCCGUCCUGGCCUUCGCCAUUCAGUCGUACGUGACCGGCGAGGGCCCGUACACCAACUGGAUCAAGCACGUCCAGGAUCCCUUCGGCUACAACCUGUUGACCGUCCUGGGCAACGAGGACCGCGUGCCGACCCUGUAAAUGGCGUGCUAGAGUUGGAGAUAUUGCGGGGCUGCGAUUGACGUUUUGGCUGAAUGUUUACGCUGUCUUGCUGGUGGACUCGGGAGCAUGAGGUCGAGUUUGUAAUUCUGGGGAGUUGAGUGUCUGUCACGUACAGAGUAUGUUCUGCUGCGGCCAAACAUUUUCGUAUGUGUAGUGAGGGAGCGUCUUGUCCUGCCUUGGGCGUGAACCACGUGCUGGCGGGCUGACGUUAUGAUUUCGUAGGGGUGUGUAGGUUAAAUGCUGCAGCCCAUUGUCUAUGCUGGCUCUGGCUCGGGUUGGACGCGCCAACAGAUCUUUGCAGGGACGUGCGGAAGCAGCGCGCACCUGCAAACGGUGCCUCAUGUGUCAAUACGUUUGGCAUAUGUGCUGAUGAUUUUGAGGUCUUUCUGUACUAUGUCUUGUAAGACACGGAGAAAUGCAU
Molecule: messenger RNA, 1344 nt
Organism: Volvox carteri f. nagariensis
Lineage: Eukaryota; Viridiplantae; Chlorophyta; Chlorophyceae; Chlamydomonadales; Volvocaceae
Exons: 5
Coding region: 42-902 (286 amino acids)
Biological process (GO): response to light stimulus; photosynthesis, light harvesting in photosystem I
Cellular component (GO): chloroplast thylakoid membrane; plastoglobule
Source: RefSeq, a predicted model, not a curated record